AUGGACGAACAAGUGCUUCAGCUACUACGAGACACUCUAAAAAGCCAGACAUCUGCCAUUAAGAAUGCCGAGCAAGGUCUCCUCAACGCAUACCCGAAUCCUCAAUUCCCAUUCGCUCUGCUGGCUGUCGCGUCCCAAGAGUCCAUCGACACUGCCACACGCAAGUCAGCCCUGACAACGUUGAAGAACUAUGUCUCCGCAACUUGGUCUCCGCAAUUCGAUGAGACUUUUACGGGUAAUGUUUACCUAGACGACGAAUCCAAAGGCCACGUCCGAGACCAAAUCUUCAACAUAGCCGCGGGGCAGAGUGGCGCAGCAUUGAAGGAGCUACAACCCAUCGCAGCUGCGGUCGUUGCCAAGAUCGCAAAUGCUGAUUUCCCCGAUCAAUGGCCGAACCUCUUCGAGUCCAUCAUCCAGAUCAUCAAUGCUCCAAACCACGAUGCGACCAUCAAGGGUGCUCUGAAGGUCCUGUACGAGCUGGUCGACUCAGGCCUCACCGAGGACCAAUUUUUUGCGGUCGCUCGAGAGCUUGUCAGCGCUUUCCACCGCAUUGCUUCAGACAACGGACGUGGACUCAAUGUACGAGCAUAUUCGCUCAAUGUCUUCCAAUCCACCUUCGACAUGCUCGAGAUGGUCAUGUCUGAUCACGGGCCUGCCGUAAAGGCAUUCCUCGAUGAAUCUCUCAAGCAGUGGAUGGAAUUCUUCACUACGGUUCUUCAGGAGCCCAUUCCGGCUCCGACUGGAACGUCAGGCGACAAGGACGACCCAAGAAGAGGCCUUAUCACACUCAAGGUCCAGGUUGUGAAGACGAUUGAUAAGUUGAGGCGUGUGUAUGCUGCUGGCAUUGCUCCAUACGUCCUGUCACUUUUCCAGAUUGUAUGGCAAGACCUUGAGCGUAUAGUCGGCGAGUAUAACCAGCUCUUCAUCAACGGCGAUGAGGAGUCGAAGUUGGCCGAUGAGAGCGAUCAGCUGCCGUACAGCCUUGAUUCGGUAGUCACAGAAGAGCUUGAUUUACUCCAGGUAGUACUCAAGGCUCCCAGCGUUAAAGCUGAACUCAAUGGUCAACUGCAACAACAUGGCAAUCCUGAGAACGGCUUUGGUUGGGUGCAGCAGCUACUCGACCUACUUGUCCGCUACGCCCGCCCGGCCAACGAGGAACAACAGAUGUGGGAUGUUGAUGUUGAUCUGUACCUCACAGACAUUAAUUCCAUCAGCCUCAACUAUACACCAAGAGUUGCCUGCGCCGAGGUUGUUGCCCAGACACUAUUACCGUGGCUGAAACAGACGUUCCUCGAGGCUGUACUCUUCUACGAUGCUCAGCUUGCCGGCAAAUCAGCCGGCUGGAAGGACUAUGAAGCUGUUCUCUACCUCCUGAACCAGUCAAUGAAGGAAAUCGAAGACAGCAGUGUCUCCCUGGAUCCUGCUUUCUCCGGUCGUCUGAUGGAGCAAAUUUCCAAUUAUCUGCAGAACAGCAACCCCUACGUACGCGCGGGCACUCAUCUUGUCGUCGGAACUUUCUUCAAGGUCACCGGCGAGGAACAUGCUGCAGCGGGAGCCACGGCAUUCGCCAAUGUGGUUCAGGCCAUCUCCACGGACGACUCGGACAUUGUAAAGGUUGCAUGCUUUGCCGCGAUCCCAAGUUUCGUCGACAGCUUACCAAGGAACUCGGUACUCCCGAUGCAGCAAGCCAUCUUCACCGCUGUGGCAGACUUCAUCGCAUCUCAUGACCUAAAGGACGAGCUCGAAGAAGCCGAUGAAGUCAAGGGCACCCUCGUCACCGCCCUCCACGAGGCCAUGCUUCUCGACAUUUCGACCAUCAUGUCUUCAUCCGCGAUAGACUCGUACCUGACUCUAAUCUCCGAAAGCGCGUCCAGCCCAAUCUUGACCCAGCAAAUCAUUGACAGCUUCGAGAGCAUCGUCCUUGCUCUUACCUCCACAAGCCCCGAAGCGUACGCUCAACUGUGUACGAAGACCAUCCCGGCACUGACAGCGGCCUUCUCGGUCGGUGACCUUACCUCAGAAAACGGCCUGACUACGCUCGCCGCCGAGCUCUUGUCACUACUCGCCGAGAACGGCACCGACCCACUUCCUGACGGAUUCGUUUCUGCCUGCAUGCCCAAGCUCCAACGUAUCCUCAUGGCUUCCACUCUCGAUACGCUAGUCCGUCCUUCCACUACCGCUGUCGAGCACCUUCUUACCAAGGGCACCGCUCAGUUUACCUCCUGGACGGACUCGGAUGGCAAGUCCUCGCUCGAGGUCUCUCUCACGAUCAUUAACCGCCUGCUCAACGCGCCGGAAAUCGAUGAGAACGCCGCCCAAGAAGUCGGCGCUCUCGCCUCCUCAGUCGUUGAGAAGUUCGGUGCGGAGAAGCUCGGCCCCUAUCUCCUGGAGCUCCUUCGUGCCGUUGCCAGCCGGUUGGCCUCCGCCGAAAAAGUGCACUUCAUCCAAUCCCUCUGCAUGGUCUUCGUCACACUCUCGAUAGCGGCGCCCAAAGACGUGCUGGACUUCCUCUCGCAGCUCGAGAUCAACGGCGCCAACGGCCUCAACGUCGUCAUGACCAAGUGGCUGGAGAACUCGAUCCUGUUCGCCGGCUUCGACGAGGUGCGGCAGAACAUCGGCGCGCUGUCCAAGAUCUUCGCUCUCCAGGACCCGCGCGUCAAGAACAUCGGCGUCAAGGGCGACCUCAUCGUCGAAAACACCGGCCGCAUCAAAACCCGCAGCCAGGCCCGCCUCAACCCAGACCGCUACACCACCAUCCCCGCAGACCUCAAGAUUCUCAAGCUGCUCGUCGGCGAACUUGACAGCGCCAUGUCCUCCACGGGCGGCCGCUUCAACGCUUUAGCUGGGGAUGGCGGUGCCGACGACGACGAGGGCAGCGAGGAGGAACUGGACGACGAUGAAUGGAAUGACGUGGCGAACGCGGGCGCCGUCGAUCUGGACAAUCCGGUCGUGAGGAGCGAGUUGAUGGGCUUUGAUCAGGAGAAUGGGGGAGCGGGUCACGAGGGCUUGCGCGACGACGAGGUGGCGACGUACCUGCAAGGGUGGUUCAAGGAGGAAGGGAGCAGGCCGGAAUUUGAGGCUGUGUUUGCGCAGUUGUCGGCGGAGGAGCAGGGGAAGUUGAGACGGUUGGUUGCUUAG
This is a messenger RNA of Cyphellophora europaea CBS 101466, 3138 nucleotides long. RefSeq lists its product as uncharacterized. Gene Ontology annotation, biological process: protein import into nucleus. The transcript has a single exon. Bases 1 to 3138 code for a protein of 1045 amino acids. Gene Ontology annotation, cellular component: cytosol; nuclear envelope. The record is from RefSeq and is a predicted model, not a curated record. NCBI's taxonomy places the organism in Eukaryota, Fungi, Ascomycota, Eurotiomycetes, Chaetothyriales, Cyphellophoraceae. Gene Ontology annotation, molecular function: small GTPase binding.